CCUGCCUUCCCCCGGUUCCAACUGUUGUGCCGCCGCGGGAUUUGGUCUGAGCCUGGGCAGAGCCCCCCUUUAAGAGCAGCUCUCCAGAGUCUAUCACAGCAAGAGUCUGGUGGAAGUGAUUCUUGCCUUCGCGUCGCACACAAAGGCGAGGAGCUCUUUAAAGGGACCUUCCUGCUCCUGCGUGCAGCUGCUAACCCGUGUUGGUGCGGACACAAUGACCCGGGCUUCCGCCUGAAAAUGAGUGGGGAGGGGUCUUGAGGAGCCCCCACGACCUCCCGGAGUGGGGCAGGGAGGGAGCUGACAGCCGAAGUGGCUGGAGACCACCGGUCCCCAGGGAGCGGCUUGCGAUUAGCUGCUGCUUGGGAUGCUCAGCGCGCCAGUAGAGCAUCCUGCCUGUGGUCCAGAGGGUGCUGGCGGCGCAUCUUGCGGUGUGCCUGCGUGGAUUUGAGCCAUCGCCCAGAGGCGAGCCCGCAUUCAGGCACCGCGGACAGGCUCCUGGCAGGGCUGCAUUCAGUCAGCACAAAUGCUUAGCUCCAGGCGUCUGCCCAAGCCUCCCGACUACAUGGAUUUGGCUGUUUAAUCAACCGAGAUUACUGCCCGGGAAGAUUUGCCAGUCUGAUCCGCGCUCCAGCUGCUGUGACAACUUCAGGGCUAGCUGUUUACUUCUUUCGGUGCCUGGGACUCUGCCCUGCACCGCAGUCACUGCUGCCACUUUCCCUGGCUCUGAAGUCAGCUGCAAGGACUCCCCGGCCCCGAGGAAGGGGGAGCAAGGAGGGGUUAAAAGACAAGCAGACCCUCCCAACUGCUCGACCUCUCUUGACUGCUUGUGUUCCGGGGUUCUGAGAGGGACCGUGCACUGCCCGGGGAAGCAAUGCAAGUCUCCAUAGCCUGCACAGAGCAUAAUUUGAAGAGUCGGAAUGGCGAGGAGCGACUUCUGAGCAAGCAGAGCUCCACCGCCCCCAAUGUGGUGAACGCAGCCCGGGCCAAAUUCCGCACGGUCGCUAUCAUCGCACGCAGCCUGGGGACCUUCACCCCUCAGCAUCACAUCUCUCUCAAAGAGUCCACCGCAAAGCAGACUGGCAUGAAAUAUAGGAAUCUUGGAAAAUCAGGACUCAGAGUUUCUUGCUUGGGUCUUGGAACAUGGGUGACAUUUGGAGGUCAAAUUUCAGAUGAGGUUGCUGAACGGCUGAUGACAAUUGCCUACGAGAGUGGAGUGAAUCUCUUUGAUACGGCUGAGGUCUACGCCGCUGGAAAGGCGGAAGUGAUUCUGGGGAGCAUUAUCAAGAAGAAAGGCUGGAGGAGGUCCAGCCUGGUCAUAACAACCAAACUCUACUGGGGUGGAAAAGCUGAGACGGAAAGAGGCUUGUCAAGAAAACAUAUUAUUGAAGGACUGAAGGGCUCCCUCCAGAGGCUGCAGCUCGAGUAUGUGGAUGUAGUCUUCGCAAAUCGACCAGACAGUAACACCCCCAUGGAAGAAAUCGUUCGAGCCAUGACACAUGUGAUAAACCAAGGAAUGGCAAUGUACUGGGGAACCUCCCGCUGGAGCGCCAUGGAGAUCAUGGAAGCCUACUCUGUAGCAAGACAAUUCAACAUGAUCCCACCAGUCUGUGAACAAGCUGAGUACCAUCUUUUCCAGAGAGAGAAAGUGGAGGUUCAGCUGCCAGAGCUCUACCAUAAAAUAGGCGUCGGAGCGAUGACAUGGUCUCCACUGGCCUGUGGCAUCAUCUCAGGAAAAUAUGGAAAUGGGGUGCCUGAAAGUUCCAGGGCUUCACUGAAGUGCUACCAGUGGUUGAAGGAAAGGAUUGUGAGUGAAGAAGGGAGAAAACAGCAAAACAAGCUGAAAGACCUUUCCCCGAUUGCGGAGCGUCUGGGAUGCACGCUACCUCAGCUAGCCGUGGCGUGGUGCCUGAGAAACGAGGGUGUGAGUUCCGUGCUCCUGGGAUCAUCCACUCCUGAACAACUCAUUGAAAACCUCGGUGCCAUUCAGGUUCUCCCAAAGAUGACAUCACACGUGGUAAAUGAGAUCGAUAACAUAUUGCGCAACAAGCCCUACAGCAAAAAGGACUAUAGAUCAUAAGGCAGUGCAUGAGCCGCAGAAGCUGCAUGGGUAAAGCAGCAGUCUAUACAGGUACAGAACGGUGUUACUAGCCGGUGUUCUGAAUCACUUAGCAGCCCACUGCUCAACCUCUAGUUUCCCCGGAUUCUGAGGUUUCUGCUGUCGCUACCACUGUGCACCUGAAUUAUGAACACAUCUGAAAACUCACAACCAGGAAAAUCCAUUCUAUUUUCUUAUCUGGGACUGCAGUCACCUGUUCUUACAUUGCUCUGUACAUCUCAUGUUUAUGCAAAGGAAAGCAUGUGGCGGGGGAAAGACAUACUACCUUCAGGCAUUUAGUAACUUAAAGAAGGUUGUACAGAUAUAUUUUUUCAAAUGAACAACAUCCACAGAUGCAAUGUGGAUUGCAUCAGAAAGAGUAGGCUCUGUUCACUCCGAAGUCUUGCUUGAAAAAUCAGCUGAAACAAUUUUACAUUUUUUUUUCUAUUUUCACAUUCAUGUUAGCAAGAGUUGUUUUCACUUGUCAUUCAACAGAAGUGAAAUGCCUAGGUAUUUGCUUUCGUUACUUUUUAAAUAUUUAGUGUUGCUUGGCCUCAAAAAUGGCCCUGUAUAGCAAUUCCUCCAAGGUGGUCUAUUAGGAUUCUAAUGUUAUGUCCAUUUGCAUGGAGAGAUGGUAAAAGGAUGAAGACCCUAGUCUUUAACCAGAGACAGUCUGGUUAACCUAUGAAAGGGAGAAUUACACUACUAUGGAAGCCUAGCUUUGAAUAAAAUGUAUCUGCAAUGAAGUGUUCAUUUUUACCUACAUUUUCCUAAAACCUGCUUUAUACUUUUGACUGCUUGUAGGCACAGCUUCUGCAAGUUUAAAUAUUUGAGCUUUAAAAAUAAAUAUACACAUGCUCAGUUUUGUAAGUAAAUCUGUAAAAUACCCAGAAAGGCAAAUGUUUGCUGUUUAAUUAGCACUGGGAUUUUACAUGCUUGGUGUUUUUGAGAAGUUAUUAACAUGAAAGUGAAUCAUGGGCUUUGAGAAAAAUGCUGUCACUACUCAGCAUAUGCUGGGUGAAGCAACUUGCCCAAAGAAAAGUAAAUGUUAAAGAACUUCCUAAUUCCAUAAUCACACUGUGUGCAUUAAACUAUAUGCAUGAAAGUUCUUUGCAUGGAUUAAUGGGGCCUAGCCUUGUGGCACGCAGAAGCUGAGGUAUAUCCCGCCCUGCCACUACUUGGCUACCUACUCUCAUGAAUAUAUGACUUGAGAAAAACUGACAGUAUACUGCGUGUACCUGUAAGGAGGGAGAUAACUUUUUUCCCCACUUUUAAGGUGUAUGUAGAGGGGGGAGGGUCCUCUAUCUCUAUUUGGACACCUGAGCAUGUACGAAAUUCUAAUUUAAUUUUCUGGCCAACAGGACCCCAUGUAGAAACCACUGAGACUUACAGAAGAAAUGUACUAUCAGCUUAAAAUGCUAUUUUCUGCCAUCAUUUCCAGAUAUGUAUUUCAUGAUUAAGUUCUCAAACUUAAAAUGUUAGUGUGACGUACCAACAAAUUUUCUUUUUGAUUACUAUUACCUGUAUUCUAAUAGGGAAACAGUGCGUUUUUUACCCAAGAGUAUCAGAUUAAUGAUGGAAAUGGAUCAUUUUUCAGUUGUUCAUUGUGCAUUCUAUCAAUCCAGUAUGCAUAAAUGAGCUGAAGUUGUCUAAUUGGAACUGCAGUUUAUUUGCUUAGAGUAAUAAAAGCAUUUGUGCAUUUAAUCUCACAAUUAGUUUUUAUCUGAUCUAUCAUUAUAAGGCUAUAUAUAUAUCAU
This is a messenger RNA of Orcinus orca (killer whale), 3852 nucleotides long. RefSeq names its product potassium voltage-gated channel subfamily A regulatory beta subunit 1 (gene KCNAB1). The record is from RefSeq and is a predicted model, not a curated record. Gene Ontology annotation, biological process: potassium ion transport; negative regulation of delayed rectifier potassium channel activity; transmembrane transport. Lineage: Eukaryota; Metazoa; Chordata; Mammalia; Artiodactyla; Delphinidae. The transcript has 14 exons. Gene Ontology annotation, cellular component: cytoplasm; voltage-gated potassium channel complex; juxtaparanode region of axon. The coding region runs from base 872 to 2077 and encodes 401 amino acids. Gene Ontology annotation, molecular function: transmembrane transporter binding; voltage-gated potassium channel activity; potassium channel regulator activity.